Molecule: messenger RNA, 3743 nt
Organism: Pezoporus flaviventris
Lineage: Eukaryota; Metazoa; Chordata; Aves; Psittaciformes; Psittacidae
Gene: SLC7A5
Product: solute carrier family 7 member 5
Exons: 10
Coding region: 332-1918 (528 amino acids)
Biological process (GO): amino acid transmembrane transport; neutral amino acid transport
Cellular component (GO): membrane
Molecular function (GO): L-amino acid transmembrane transporter activity; neutral L-amino acid transmembrane transporter activity
Source: RefSeq, a predicted model, not a curated record
GAGGAACCGCAGCGCUGGGGGAUGAGGAAAGAGGGAGAAGCGCUUUGGCCUCGCCACGCUUCUUUGGUCACUUGGGGAGAACGAACCCCGCGGCUGCCCGCGCAAGCUGCAACACCUCCCUUUCUCCUCCCUCUCCUCCUUCUCCUCCUCCCGGAAAGGCGGCCGGUCCCCGCUCCCCGCCUAGGCGGGAGGUUCACAGCGCACGCCGCCCACCGCCACCGGAACAAAAGGGGCGGCUGCAUGGUGCCGGCGGAGCGCCGCGCCGCUCCGCCACCCGCUCCGCGUCUCGCUCUGCCGCCCGUCUCCGGUCCGCGUUCUGCACCGUGCCGCCAUGUCGGGCAGCGGCGGCAACAGCAGCAACAGCGCGGUGAAGAAGAGGAGCCCGGCGGGCUCGGCCUCCUCGCUGGCGCAGCAAGAGGAGAAGCAAGUGAUGGAGAAGAUGCUGGAGGCGGCGGACGGCGGGGCGCAAGAGAACGGCUGCGCCCGCUCGCCCUCGCCAUGCGCUUCGGCUGAGGGCGAGGGGGUGACCCUGCAGCGCUCCAUCACGCUGCUCAACGGCGUGGCCAUCAUCGUAGGCACCAUCAUCGGCUCCGGCAUCUUCGUCACCCCCACCGGCGUGCUGCGGGAGGCCGGCUCGCCGGGGCUGUCGCUGGUGGUGUGGGCCGUCUGCGGGGCCUUCUCCAUCGUGGGUGCCCUCUGCUAUGCUGAGCUAGGCACCACCAUCACCAAGUCCGGCGGGGACUAUGCCUACAUGCUGGAGGUGUACGGCUCCCUGCCCGCUUUCCUCAAGCUCUGGAUAGAGCUGCUCAUCAUCCGGCCCUCAUCGCAGUACAUCGUGGCUCUGGUCUUCGCCACCUACCUACUCAAGCCCGUCUUCCCCACCUGCCCUGUGCCCGACGAGGCUGCCAAGUUGGUGGCCUGUCUCUGUGUCUUGCUCCUCACAGCAGUGAACUGUUACAGCGUGAAAGCUGCCACUCGUGUUCAGGAUGCCUUUGCUGCGGCAAAGCUGCUGGCGCUGGCUCUCAUCAUCAUUCUUGGCUUCGUGCAGCUUGCAAAGGGUGACGUGACAAACCUGACUCCUGAGCACUCCUUUGAAGGCACGAAAGGAGAUGUGGGGAACAUCGUGCUAGCUCUGUACAGUGGUCUCUUCGCCUAUGGAGGAUGGAAUUACUUGAAUUUUGUUACAGAAGAGAUGAUAAAUCCCUACAGAAACCUGCCUCUGGCUAUCAUCAUCUCACUACCUGUAGUCACUUUGGUUUAUGUGCUGACAAACUUGGCUUACUUCACCACCCUGUCAACAGAGCAGAUGCUGACAUCCGAAGCUGUGGCUGUGGAUUUUGGGAACUAUCACCUUGGCGUCAUGUCCUGGAUCAUACCCGUCUUUGUUGGCUUAUCCUGCUUUGGAUCCGUUAAUGGAUCUCUCUUCACUUCUUCCCGGCUGUUCUUUGUGGGAUCCCGAGAAGGACAUUUGCCUUCAAUCCUGUCUAUGAUUCACCCCAGGCUCCUCACUCCUGUGCCAUCCCUCGUCUUUACGUGCAUCAUGACCUUGCUGUAUGCCUUUUCCAACAACAUUUUCUCAGUCAUCAACUUCUUCAGCUUCUUCAACUGGCUCUGCGUGGCUCUGGCCAUCAUCGGCAUGAUGUGGCUGCGUUACAAGAAACCAGAGCUAGAAAGGCCCAUCAAGGUGAAUAUCUGCCUGCCCAUUUUCUUCAUCCUGGCCUGCUUGUUUCUCAUUGCUGUUUCCUUCUGGAUGACACCGAAGGAAUGCGCCAUUGGCUUUGCGAUCAUCUUCAGUGGGAUCCCUGUUUACUUCUUCGGGGUCUGGUGGCAAAACAAGCCCGAAUGGGUUGUCCAACUCAUUUUCUCCGCAACAGUCCUGUGCCAGAAACUGAUGGAAGUGGUUCCACAAGAAUCAUAAGCAGGAAAAGCAGAGACAUUCAGCUUGAGGAAACGCACAACAUUACUCUAAGACGACACAAGGAGAAAACGGUUCUGAUCCCUCGUAAACGAAUCCUAGGCACUGGAGCACCCCAUCGGAGCUGCUUCGUGUCUGACACCGUGCCACCAGCUCUGCCUUGUCUCCACCAGCCCCUCUGUCGUCACCCUUUAGCCUGGCAGAUGGGCAACCCUGUGAUGAGAAGUUCUUGGUACGAAUGUGAGCCAGGAGGAGGAAUUCCAGCCGGGAGCUUCCAGAGGGGUCCUGCCUGUCCAGCAGCAGGAAGUCUGAUAGCAUCUCUGUGUGUGUGUGUGUGAUACGGAGGGUUGUAUUCCAGUUCUGUGUAGACUUACUUGGCUUGGGUUUGGGUCUGGGAUCCCCCAGACGACCGCAGAUCUGCUCCUGAGCCCAAUUUGAGUGUUGUCAGCCCUACAGAUGUGCCUGUACGUGGGUUUGGGGCUGUCACAGAGCUGCAGGGUGGUCCUGAGCUCGGCCCACCGGCCUUCCCUGGACAACAGGGAGUGGUUGGGAAGCAAAGGUUGGCUGAUGUUGGCUCACACACACACACAAAGUCAUACCAAAACACAUGCUGCUGGAUGCUUUGGGCUCUGUCCACUGGCAGUGACUUAAGUGAGACAAGGCAGAGCAGAAUUAGUGUCAGAGAAACAAUGUGGGGAGGUCUUGUCUGAUUUUCAUUGCAUUCCUGACUAGAGCACUCGGGGAUCCCCUGCCACUGUCUGGCUUUGAACUCUCAGAUCCAAGCCAUCUCCCUACUGUUGAGUCGGCCCCUCUGGGAUGCUCUUCACCACAAUGCCCAUCCUGUGGUCCUGUGAAUUAGCACUGGGGCAGGUACAGGCCUGAGGGUGGACUUCCUCCUGAUAAACCCAGGGAAUAGCACUUAGCAGAAGGCCCAGUCCUUGGUUUCCUCACUCCAUGUUUCUCUGUAGACAGGUUAUCAUCCAGCAUGGGAUGAGCAGCAUCAUGCUACCCAAAUGGCCCUGUUCAUUGCCACAAUGUGAUUCAUGUUUGACCAUAAACCAUUUGCAAAGAGAAAAUUAAGUGUGGGAUUCCCUUAGCUUGUUCCCUUGGGGCUGGCUUGUGCAUUGCCUGUUGCUGUGCCCCGUGUAUCUUCUACAACAUGCAGUGGAGAUGGGACCAGCUGGGACUGGGGGUGUAUAAAAGGGCAGAUGUCCUCAGAUGCUGGAGCCUGGGUUUAAUCUUGGUCUGCUGUAGAUGGUCUGUUUUGCUCUGAGAAGCAGGGACUGGGGCCCUGGUCCUCCUUUGUGCAAAACAGCAUCAUCAGGUUUGGCUUGGUGAGAUGCCCCCACCAACACCCUUGUGCUCAGGGAGCAGUCUCUGAGCACAAACCACGUUCUGCAUGUGAAGUCUUGUUUUGCUGUUGUGGUGGUGCAGUCCCAUCCCCUGAGCGCACCCAAAAUUCCUCUACUUCCAAGUAGUCAGAACUGUCCUCUAAGGAGCAUGUUGCUUUAUUUGGUCAAAAGCAUCACCUCAAAACUGCAGUUGUGAACAGUUUGCUCAUGACGCCUCUGCACUUGAGGUGAUAGUCACUUGGAAAUCAAAAGCAUCUUUUCCCUGCAAGUGAGCUGCUUCAGUCUCUAUUACCGAUCUUUGUGCUUGUGCUUUGUGCAAAUGGGUUGUUAAACUACCUUUUUUCCUCAGUAUUUCUGUAAACUAAGCUAUUUGGAAACCAGGAUCCUCCAAGAGCUAAUGCAUUCUAUGGAUUCUCCUUGUAGUAGACAGUUAUUUUGGAUGACAAGGCAUUAAGAACACCAAUGGUACUAGCUCA